Candidozyma haemuli is the source of this 1455-nucleotide messenger RNA. RefSeq lists its product as uncharacterized. The record is from RefSeq and is a predicted model, not a curated record. The transcript is spliced from 2 exons. Gene Ontology annotation, cellular component: peroxisomal membrane. Bases 1 to 1455 code for a protein of 484 amino acids. Lineage: Eukaryota; Fungi; Ascomycota; Pichiomycetes; Serinales; Metschnikowiaceae. Gene Ontology annotation, biological process: peroxisome organization.
AUGGAUCUGUUUUCCGCUGUCCACGAAAAUAUGCUAGUGGCGGAACAAGCUAAAGCUGCAGACGAAAUGGUAGCCCAAUCUGAGCUACAUGGCGUUGAGAAAGAGCUAGACAAUCAACCAAAGGAAGUGAAGGAGGCUGCAAAGGAAGCAGUUGAAACUCACAAGAAAGCAUCCGAUGCGGCAAUUAGCCCCUAUUGGUACUUAGAUGACGAAACUCGUCGUGCCAACCAGUUCUCGGACCGCAUCAUGGAGAAGUUGCUAUCAGUGAUGAUAGUCAAUGAGCUUGAUGGACCGCUGAAGCUACUGCCAAUGAGGAUGGCUAUGCAAAAGCAACGACCACCCUUUUCCAUGAGCGUCAUGAACACUAACAGCACUCAAUUGGCUCAAAAAGCUUCCCCCAUGUUCGAGGGUUUCGAUGCCAUCUUUAUGUGUCUCACCUGGUACAACCCCAACUUUACUGUUGGCAUGCUUUUAAUUAUAACUCACGCAAUACUCAAGCCGCAACUAUUUGUGCUGUUUCUUCCGGCGCUAGUCUUGGUGAAGUAUAUGUUCCCGAGCUAUCUUAAAUUGUAUCCCAGUGAUGAAACUUUUGUGGAUGGAGUGUAUUUGGAAAGAAACCCAAUCCCUCAUCUGGGGAAACCACUCGGGAAGUACGAAGCUCCCAAACCAGCGCCAAUGUACUCAAAAGAGUACCUAAUGAACUUCACGGACAUGCAAAAUCAAAUCAUUCCUUACAUCCGUCUCCAUGACUCAUUGCUCGAAUGGGGCCAGCAUUAUUUCUUAUUCGAGGACCAAAAAUUAAGCACAUUAGUCUUCCUUACGUUGACAUUCAUCAUUGCAUUCAACCUUUAUAUCCUACCGGUCGUCACGUCUCUUAUACUAAGCAUAAUAUCCAUACAAGCCAUUGCAAUAAUAGCGACAUGGGCUAUGUUCAUCAGUUGCCAUCCAGUUGUGCAAAAUAAAUUGCUCGAUAUGCUUGACACUGAAGAAGCCAGACUUGCGAGAUUAGACAAGACGGAUCGGGCCGAGAAAUACUUAAUGAGAUACAUUGACGAUACUGCUGAUGACGAAAUCUUUUGUGAGACUGAAGUCUUCGAGUUGCAGCAAUAUAACCAUAAGCUGAGGCAAUGGAAACCUGUUGGUUAUUCCAAAGAGUUCUUCUCGCUUAAUCAUCCUGACAGACUUUUGAAGGAUGACACUAAUGCAGAUGAUCUGUUUGACUCCACCAUCGAGGAACAUGGGAUCACUUCUGGGUUACAAAUAGUGGCGGCAUUAACUGACAUAAAGCUGCCUCUCGGAUGGAAGUUCCUGAAACAAAGUGAAUGGACUAUCGACCUCGAUCCGCAUCUGUGGGUUGACGAUAAUUGCAUUAUGGACGUGGUUAGCGUAGAUAUUGAUGAGAAGUGGGUUUAUGAUGCGGUCAACGAAGAAGCAGAUGGCCAAGGGCCAAUAUAG